This is a messenger RNA of Penicillium manginii, 759 nucleotides long. RefSeq lists its product as uncharacterized. The record is from RefSeq and is a predicted model, not a curated record. Gene Ontology annotation, biological process: glycoprotein catabolic process. The transcript has a single exon. The coding region runs from base 1 to 759 and encodes 252 amino acids. Gene Ontology annotation, molecular function: beta-mannosidase activity. NCBI's taxonomy places the organism in Eukaryota, Fungi, Ascomycota, Eurotiomycetes, Eurotiales, Aspergillaceae.
AUGAUGUUCGGAUACCGUGGCUGGCGACGACAGUGGGGCGACGAGCGGCACUGCGGCGGUGCUCUCUUGUGGCAAUUGAACGACUGCUGGCCGACUAUUUCAUGGGCCAUCGCCGAUUACUUUUUGAACCCGAAACCAGCUUACUACGCAGUGAAGAGAGUUCUAAACCCAAUUGCGGUCGGAGUUCGACGCGAACACCAUGAUUGGAGUGUAGCGCAUGCUCAGCCAGCUAAGACAAGCAAAUACGAAUUGUGGAUCGCCAGUAACAAGACGCAAGUCGUCCGUGGUCAAGUAGAGCUUCGAUUCAUCUCUGUCAAUACAGGUCGCGAAACUCGCCCACCGAUCGUUCAUGCAGAUAUUGAGAUCACGCCGAAUGGAACAACCAACAUCAUCGAUGGGGUAUUGGACCAUGUCGCAGAACCCGAGCCAAUUGUCCUGGCUGCACGCCUCUGGGUGGAGAACGAAAUCGUCGCGCGAGAUGUGGACUGGCCACAACCAUUCAAAUAUCUCGAUCUCUCGGAUCGCAAGCUCGACGUCGAAACCGUGUCGGACUCCGGGUCAGUUCGCGUGACUUUCCGUGCGCAUAAGCCUGUCAAGGGUCUGGUGGUGGAGGAACAGGUCGAUGUUAAGUUGAGUGAUAAUGCUUUGGAUAUCGUUCCAGGCGAUGAACAGACCAUCACCGUUACGGGACUUGAAGGGCGGCGUACUCUGAAAUAUCGCUAUCUCGGCUUGGAUCAGGCGGGCGAGAUAUCCCUGUAA